Molecule: messenger RNA, 1680 nt
Organism: Symbiodinium necroappetens
Lineage: Eukaryota; Dinophyceae; Suessiales; Symbiodiniaceae
Source: the annotation of a GenBank genome assembly
AUGGAGACUUCCGACAAAUCCGGGAAAACAGAUCCCUAUGCGGAUUUGGAAGCCAUGCAGCAGAAGAAGAAAAGCGACGAGAACUUGAUCUCCUUCGGCGCACUGGAUGAGUUUGAUCCUGUGGCGCACCAGUGGGCGCAGGCUAACAAGGCUGCAUCGUCCUCGUCAGCGCCACAGGCCGGAGACUUCGAUCCCAACGCGGCAUCAGCCCAGAAGGCGGCCAAGGGCAACGACGGUGACCUCCUGGGCCUCGGCGGAGCGCCCUCCGCGCCUGUCGACACCGAGGACUCCGACAAGAAGAUGAUCUAUGUUUACCACAAGGGCGAGAAGAAUUGCGUGGGCUGGUACUCGGACAUGCAGCCUAUAGACAUCAAGGAGGCUAUCCUUUGUGCUUGCGACGCAAUCAUGGACGGAGGCUUCGUGCUUCGGGAGGUGCAGAUCGAAGACGAAGAAGAGAAGACUGAGCCAAAAGAGGACGGCCGUGUCUUCGAGUUCGAAGAGUUUGACCAGCUUCGAAAUGGACAAACCUACAUCAUCGAGGCGGCAGGCGAACGUGAGGAUCUGAAGAAGAUCACAGGUGACCGCUUCCGCCGCCUCAAGGUGCAGAUCGAUCCGAUGCUACACGUGGAGGCUGUGAAGGCCAUCGAUCGCAUGCGCCGUGGAGCGAACCUUCUGAAGCACACACACUACGGUUUCCCGCACCUGCGCCAGUUCCAGUUGAGCGACGACAAACGCCGCCUCAUUUGGUACUCCGGGGCCAAGAGGAAGGAGGACUCUAUGGUGAACCUAGAGGAGGUGGUCGAGAUCAAGCUGGGGCAGCAAACGCCGGUGUUCCUGCAUUACCGCCUUCCCAUGCUCGAGCACUUGUCCUUCUCAAUUGUCUAUGGCCCCAAGGGCUCCAAGACGCUGGACCUGACCUGCAAAGAUGAAUUCGAGUUUGACCACUGGGUCACGGGCCUGAAAGCUAUCUUUUACGCCUGCAAGAACAAGCAGAUCUCCAAGGAGGCUCUCUUGGCCCACUCCAAGCGCUUUCAAAAGGCCCUUGAGAAGAACAACGUGGGGAUCAAGCUGACCAAGCUGCCUGAGGUGAAGGAGAAGGGCCACGUGGGGCUCGAUGACUGCAUCGAGAUCGUGACCCACACUCCGCAGCAGCUGGAUACCAAGAUGGAACGAUUGAGGGAGCGGCUGAAGACAAUGAGCCAGCAGGUUUCCCGGCUGGAUCAUCACUCCGCAGCGGAGAUGGAGGUGGACCUAUCGCUUCUUACAGGGCAGGGUCCGGCAUACGCCAGCGUCUUCGUCCAGGACGAGGAUGCUCAGGACGAAGAGAUGGAAAUCAGACGGAUGCACGAGCUGGUAGAACAGACGACGCAGGUGCUCCAGCAGGCGCGCAACGAGCUCAUCGCGCUGAACCAGCGUCAGAGAUCCGAGAGCUCGGGUACCAACACAGAGGCAAAAGCCAAGAAGAAGGAGACGGCCGCUUGCAAGCACAUCGACCAGCUCCUUUGGAAAGCAGAAGUGGACUUGGAAAAUGUCGAGGACAUGUACCUCAGGCACAUCGACAAUCAGAAGGACACGUACUCGCUGGCCGACUUCAAUCAGACGGUCUCCCGCACGUUCUCUGACCUCGAGGAGAGCUUGAAUACUCAGCUCGACUCGAUCAAGUCUUACUUCUUCAGGUGA